UAUGUCGCAUUCGAAAGGUCGAUGAGAUAUUAUCGAUUGCUCAUUGAAUUAUCGUAAGGUUCUUCGUGUAAGUUGUGUGGUCCUUCCGGUGUAAAUCAGUAAUGUGAGCCAGCUGCGAGGUGCUAGCAUAAAAAGGCCUUCUAGGCAUCCACAAUCAGUAAAUUGCAGCAGGCACCAACAUGGUGACUGUUCUUGAGAAGUGCCGCAUUUCACCACCACAAGAUCACUCUGUUGCCGAAAACCUUUUACCCCUCACGUUUUUUGACCUAGUAUGGCAAAACUGGCCCUCUCUUAGCCGUGUUUACUUCUAUGAUUUCCCCUGUUCUACCAGUGAGUUGAGGCAAACACUUGUUCCGCGUCUUAAGAAAUCGCUAGCCUCAACUCUCGAACACUAUUUUCCCUUCUGUGGUAAUUUGAUAAUUCCCACAACUUUUUCUGAUAACGCAACUGCUGCACUUCGUUACUUGAAAAAUGACUCUGUUUCGUUGACAAUAGCUGAGUUUAGUGGCACAAGCUCCGCAGGGUUUGAGCAUCUAUCUGCAGAUCAUGCUCGCGAUGUUAAUGAGUUGUUUUCUCUUAUUCCUGAACUCCCGCCAGGUGAUACUGAUCAUGCAUCUCCGGUUUUAUCUAUUCAGGUGACGUUGUUUCCGGGCCAGGGAUUCAGCAUUGGAUUCAGAAACUCCCAUCUGGUUGCUGAUGGAAGAACCAUGUUCAACUUUAUAGCGACAUGGGCUUCUAUUAAUGCUAAGCAGCUUAAAAGUGAGGAUGACUUUGACACUAUAAAGACUCUCCCGUUUUAUGACAGGAGCGUGAUCAAAGACGCGAAGGGAAUGACUUCAAAUUUCCUGAAAAUUGGUUUACAAAUCGCACAGCAAAUUUCGAAGGCUUCUGGUCCUGCAACACAUGAAUUAGAUCUUGUUCAAGAAACAGUACCGAUGAAUCGAGCGCCCAAAUCCAAGGGCUCAAAGACUUGGUGCUGGCCGAGUUACCAUACGUGUCAACUUUCGUAGUUGUGUGUGCCUAUGUAUGGACUUGCAUGGCUAAGGCAAGCAUUGUUCUCGCAAAUGAAAUUGAUGAUGAAAACGAAGUUUUGGAACAUAUGAUUAUAGCUAUAGACACCAGGGCUCGUCUGGAUCCGCCAAUUCCUUCAAAUUAUUUUGGAAAUGCGGUUUCUCCUUGUAAGAUCACGUUAAAUCUGAGCCGAUUGAGAGGCCAAGAAGGCUUCGUAUAUGCUGCUAAAGAAAUAAAAGAGGCUCUUCAUGAACAGAUAAACAACGACGAGGGAGUGUUGAGAGGGCUUGAUACGAUUUUUGAUGAUAUAGAAGCGAUGAAAGGGCAGAAAAUCUUUGGCGUUGCUGGAUCUCCUAAGCUCGACUACUACAGCACAGAUUUUGGAUUCGGGAAGCCGAAAAAAUAUGAAGUUGUUUCGGAGAAGUUCUCACUUGCUGCAUCCAGGGAUUCAAGCGGUGGCCUAGAACUCGGAUUUGCCUUUUCCAAAAAUGAGAUGGAUGCUUUUACUUCUGUGUUUACCCAAGGACUAAUCAAGUGACUCUACCGCGAGAAAAAUAAAUAUUUAUGUCUUUGUUUUCUUCUAUUUCCUGUCAUGUUUGAAUACUUCAGGAUAUAGAUGGAGUACUCUUUCUCUAGGUUUGUAUUUGAUUUUCUGUUUGAUGGCCGCAGGAUUUCUGUUAUGUUUCCGUAGCCGUCAUAUCUGAGUGAGUGGGUGUGUUUGUGGGUAUUUCUUUCUUUUUUUUUUUUUUGCCGUUAUCCUUUAAUCGGGUGUCUAUCUCCUCUAUUUAUACUGUUAGAGCUGGGUGCUUAGGAGGGGAUGUAAUCGAGGUGCUGAGCAGGCUACUCUAGGUGCUAGGUUGAUGAGGAGGAGAAGCUACUAUUGGGCAGGUGGAGGUUAUCCCGGGUUUUCGGGGGUGACAAGGCAAGGGGGUGACGACAUGUGUCCAGGUGCUCCAAAGGUGGCGAGCUGGGUGCUUACAAGGCGUUCUGUUGCUCAUUCGAGCGGAGCCUUCGGCGCGGGGAAGGGUGUAACCCCUACGGAACGGGCAGACGCUGUUGGGGCCUGUUGGUCUUGCGGGCACCGUAGGGUACCUGCGGUCUAAAACGCUAUCAGAUGCCCCUCGGAUGGGGAGGUGUCCUCUUUAGGGGCCCGGAGGCAUCCGAUUCUUCCGAAUACAUUUUAUUUUUUGAAUGAAGAGGAGAAAUGGCGGUUCUCUUUCUCUGGUAGUGGUGGGUCCCGCCUUAAUAGUCAUAAUUGGUAGUUUAUCAAAAGUAGUGCCCACUACCUUUGCCUUAACUAUAUGUAUAGGUGUGUCUCUUAAUUUUUACUUCCGUCUCUUUUUCAACAGAGUGUUUCCUUGAGAGAGGUGGGAGCAAGAAGGCGAAGCGGCGUUUUCUCUUUUCCGGCGUACUCAGUUGUCCAUUUGCAGUACUGCUGAAAAACAUUCCCAUGUCAACUAUCGACAAGGCAAGGGCUCUAUACCUGGCUAGGACAAGGGCUAUAAAGAAGAAAGAGGGCGAAGAUGCUAGCGGGACCGUUGCGGCCUCGGCUGGCUCGAUAAAAGGAGGGGAAGCCAUGGCAGCCCCUAAUGCAGAGGUAAUCUCAGCCCGUAGGGCUUCUAAGCGGGGGUCGGAGAAUGCAAAGGAAGAUAGGACCCCUAAAAAGGCAAAGACUGUGGAAAAACUUCCGGUUCAAGUUCUAGAACUGUCAGAUGAGGAGAAGGAUGCAGCUCUCCUAGAAGAGCUUACGAGGGCUAGAGGCAUUCCUACGGAGAUCGGGGGUUUUGUCUCAUCCGGUUCAGGACUGGUCCCCCACGGUCCUCCUGCUUCGGCUGCGGGAGUCGUAGGCUACUCCCUCGCCCAGUUCCAGGCCGGAAGGGGGUGGUUAGGUAGCCCUGCGGAUGGGAUUGCCCCACUAGAGGCCCUAAACAUUUUCUCCUUGUCCCCGGACAAAGAGCGAAUGGCUGCAGAGGGUGACGAGGAGCUAUUGGGCGCUGCUCAAGAGGCCCUGGGUCAGUUGGGAACUAGGGUGAUGGGCUUGGUGGAGAGGACCAGGCAAAAGAUGCUCUUGAUCAAAACCGAACGCCAAGAUAGGAACAAAGAGAGGUCCAGUAGGAGGGAGGCAGAAAAAACUUUGGGGGAGGUAAGAAAAGAGUUGGAGACCUUGCAAGAAGAGUCAAAACGGCGCGAGGCGGAUUUGUCUAAGGCCCGUGAAGAUCUGGAAGUGGAGCAGGGGAUAUCAGAAAGUAUUCGAUUGGAAGUUGAGAGGAUGAGUGGCUUGGUUGUGAAGAAAGACGAGGAGCUUCAACGGGCAAAAGAGGAAUUGAGGAACAUCACCGAGACUCUGGAGAGAACGGAGAAGGAGGUCAACAUUACCUACCAGGAUUGCGUGGAGAAAUACAAAAAAUCACAAGAUUUUAAAGAUGAGGUGGCUGCAGGGGCUGGUUCUUUCCAUGCGAUCGGCUUCCAGGACUGUUUGGACUUCAUAGGCGUGGGGAACAUGGUAGACCCAGAGAAGCAUUCGGUGGAAAAGUUCCAAGACCUCCACCUGGAAGGGUAUGAGCCGGAUCCCGUAGAGACCGGUGAUGAAGGAUUUGACCCGGAAGCCGAACUGGCUCUUGGAAGGGGCGUGAUAGGAGGAGUGGCUGAGGCUAAUCCGGAAGGUGGACCAACCCUUCCUGAAGGGGGGGAGACAAACCCGAAGGCUCAGCCCGAAGGGGGGUCCUCCGUUCAUCCGCAGGGUGACGGCUCUAUCCUUCCGGAAAAGGAGGUUUGAGGGGGGUCUCUGCCGUAGGGCUUCUUUUGGUGCACGUAGAGAGAGUGUUCAUCGCCAGCCCUAGUUGGUGAACAUUUUGAAUUUUGACUUGUAAUGUUUUUAAUUUUCGUUAAGCUGGGUGGAUACUGUGGCCUUUUGUUAGCUUCAAUUGACAUAAUGACUGUUAAUGUUCGCUCUAUAUUACUUGUUUGAUGUAGCAUUCGGAUCAUUAUUUUUGUCGAAAAUAUUUCUUUAUCGAUUGUCACUCUCGCAAAUUACUAAAAAGAAAAAGGGAAAACCAUUAUUUGGGAAGUGUGGUUGACCGUAUUUGAGUCAGUAUGGAGCUCUAAAUGUGGCCGUUUCCCGAGUGAGGGAAGGUGAAGGGUCUGGCCCUUUAGAAUUCUGGCUGGACUUGGGAGCAUUUAUAUAUAGGAAGGGGGUUUUCUUUUUUACCUAAAGUCUGUUCAUCUCUUCCCUUAUUAUCAUUCUCGGUUCAUCUUAGGUAAUUUUAUAGUGUUCUUGUCGUGAAAUAUUUUGCUUAUGACGGUGAGAUCAUUACACAGUUUUAACUUUAUAGUGAAAUUGCAGGUGUUAAUGGCUAGUGAUUCUGGGAAGUCGCAACUAAAGGCGAAACAUCCGGAUCGGAUUGAGGCCGAGGCAAUUGUAGCACAGAUGGUUGCUGAAACCCCAGGGGGCGUCUUGAAGAUUGUGAAAGAAUUAUUAUGUAAGGACCUGUUGGAGAAGUUAGCGAGAAAGAGGGAGAAGAUCCGUCAGCAGAGGGAACGGCUUAUAGACUUGGAGGUGCAGGUGGAGGAGUUGGAGGAGGCUGUCCACGAAGCUUGGGAGGACAAUGAUAGUCUCCGAAGGGAUUUAGGGGUUGGGCCUGAAUAUUGAUGGGUUUUUUUUUUUUUUGUUUUUUUUUUCUCUGUAUUUAAAGUUACCAGUCUUUCAUGAUUCAAAAAUAUUCCCCUUUCUUAUGGGUGUACCUGGGACAAACUAUUUGAAUGAUCAAUGUUUCGGUUUGGAUUGGUUACCUUGCAUAUGUAUUUUGUUCAAUAAGCACCAUUUGACUUUUCGAAAUUGUUUAAUGUGGACAAUCCUUGUCAGUUGUUAAGUAUUGAUUAACAGAGGGACUCAAAGAGUUAGGGGGAGGAUGCUGGGAGAGAGACGUGAUCGUGCUGCAAAGGCCAUGAGGGCACAUAUGCUGUUGUAGGAUAGCUCACGGUCGUGAUUAAUAGGCCUUACGUGCUGUCGUGGGGGAACACAAUCUAGGGCGUGGGGCCGAACGGUCUGCAAUUGUGGCCCCUAACCCUUAGCAGCAACCCUUUGGCUGUGUAUAUCGGCCCGGGGUACCGUGUCCCGUAAGUGCAGUCCUUAGGCUAUAUAUAUAGGCACAUGAUAAUAUGUUCCGUAGCCGUAGCCCUUAAGCUACAUAUGUUGGCGUAGGAUAAUUUGUUCCGUAGCCGUAGCCCUUAAGCUACAUAUGUCGGCGUAGGAUAAUUUGUUCCGUAGCCGUAGCCCUUAAGCUACAUAUGUUGGCGUAGGAUAAUUUGUUCCGUAGCCGUAGCCCUUAAGCUACAUAUGUUGGCGUAGGGUAAUUUGUUCCGUAGCCGUAGCCCUUAAGCUACAUAUAUUGGCGUAGGAUAAUUGUGUUCGACAAUAUAAAAGAGGACGUUUGAGACAGGAAAAGUUGUAUAUACAUACAUAUGGCCUUUAACAUGUUUACAGACCAAGAGUAACUGAAACACAACAGGAAACACACAUCUUAGGGGACAUUAGAACAGCGAUACUUUACGGAAAGAACCGCUUCAGGUGGGUGGCGUGCCAAGUAUUCGGUAUAGGUUCGCCAUUGAGGCUAGUGAGGUGGUAUGAGCCAGGUCGUGUACAGUGAUGCACGAGGUAAGGGCCUUCCCACGUGGGGUCAAGUUUCUUGUUGUGCGUCGGGUCAGAGGCUUCCGUGGAUCUGAGUACUUGGUCUCCGGGUUGAAAACUCCGGGGGCAAACUUUCCCGAAAUACUUCGCAGUUUUUUGUUUGUACUGGGCCAUCCGAAUUACCGCGUUUUCUCUAGUUUCCUCCAAGAGGUCCAGGUUCGCCCUUAGGCCCGUUUCAUUGCCUUCGGGUUCGUAGUGCAAUACUCGGAGGGAAGGUUGGCCAAGUUCUACGGGAAUUAGGGCCUCCACCCCAUACGUGAGGCGGAAGGGGCUCUCACCCGUAGGUUUCCUGGUGUCAGUUCGGUAAGCCCAGAGUAUGUUGGGGAGCUCUUCAGCCCAGAGACUUUUGCUAUCUUCUAAGUUCUUCUUGAGGAUCCUUAAGAGGCUGCGGUUGGUCACCUCAACUUGCCCGUUGGACUGCGGGUACGCCACCGAGGAUCUUUUGUGUUGUAUGUUGUACGAGGUGAGAUAGUCCUCAAAACCAGAAUCCACAAACUGUUUCCCGUUAUCUGUAAUCAGGACCCUAGGGAUCCCAAAGCGUGUCAGGAUCAUAUCGUGGAAGAACUUUCUGCAAGUUGCGGCAGUGAUAUGGGCCACGGCCUUCGCCUCCACCCAUUUGGUCAUGUAGUCUACAGCCACAAGGAGGAAUCUUAGGGAUCCUUUGGCUCGAGGAAGAGGCCCAACGAUAUCCAAACCCCAUGUAUCGAAGGGGAUGGGAGACAGGAUAGAGGAAGGCAAAGUCGGGGGUAGUCUCGGCACGGGGGAGUAGAGCUGGCACUUAAGGCAGUUCUUGGCGUAUUCCAGACAAUCCUGUCGUAAGGUAGGCCAAAAAUAGCCAUAUCUCAACACUUUGUGGGCUAACGCCUCCCCUGAGGAAUGGCUCCCGCAGAUCCCCUCGUGGAUUUCUAGCAUGCAGUACUCAGUUUCCGGGAUGUCGACACACUUGAGGAGGGGGGCUGAAAAGGACCUUCGGUAUAGUUCUCCAUCGACCAGGGUGUAAUGGGCAGCCUUAGUUCUCAGGACCCUAGCAGACCCCCGAUCUUCCGGUAGGACCCCGGUGGAAAGGUAACAGAUCAGAGGGGUCAUCCAGUUGGGCCCGUAGGCAGUUACAGCGAGGGACUCGUUCUCUUCCGAAGGUAGUCGUACCGAGGGUGAUGGUAAGCAGGUGUGAUAUACCGUGGCUUCCAAGGAGAUCUCCGUUCCCGUGGCCAUUCUGGCCAACGCGUCCGCAGCGGAGUUUUCACUCCGAGGAAUGCCCUCUAAAGAUGCUACUUUGAACUGCAAUAGCAUCCUCCGAGCUUCUUCCAGAUAUCUGGCCAAAAGAGGAGCUUUGGUGGAAAAGUUUCCCAAGACCUGAUUUACCACUAGCUGAGAAUCACUAUAUACCCUUAGGUGAUCUACCUGGAGAGUCUUGGCUAGCCUCAGUCCAGCUAGUAAUGCUUCAUACUCGGCGCAGUUAUUGGUAGUCUUAAAGGUAAAGCAGAUAGACUGUUGGAUGAGAAAACCUUCCGGGCUGGUGAGGACUACCCCUGCCCCACUGUUCUCGGAAGUCGAAGAGCCAUCUACAAACAAGAUCCAGGGUGGCGGGACGCUUUGGAGAACGAGGGAGUUGUCAUCGGGGUCUGACUGGCCUUCAGGGGAGUAGCACUCUACCAAGAAGUCUGCUAAGGCCUGUCCUUUAACGGCGGUUCGUGGCUGGAAUUGGACAUUGUACUGGCUGAGUUCAAUGGCCCACUUAGCCAUCCUGCCCGAAAGAUCCGGUUUCCUAAGAAUCGUCCGUAAGGGGUAGUUGGUCUGGACCCGGAUGUCAUGCCCCUGGAAAUAAGAUCUCAGCUUACGGCUGGCCAACAGUAGGGAGUAGGCAACUUUCUCAGUGACGGAGUAGCGAAUUUCAGCUCCUCUCAAUACCCGACUUACGUAGUAUACUGGCAACUGUUUCCCUUUGUCUUCUCUUAUUAGGCAAGCGCUUACAGCUUCAUUGGCCACAGCAAGGUACAACAAUAGGGGUUCCCCUGUAAGGGGCUGAGAUAGAACCGGAGGGGAGACAAGGUAGGAUUUUAGGGACUCGAAUGCUUCUUGGCAUUUUGGCGUCCAAUUAAUGACCCCAUUCUUGCUCACCCCUUUCAAAGUUUCAAAGAAAGGAAGGCUCCUUUCGGCCAGUCUGGAUAUGAAGCGCCGAAGGGAGGUGAGGCAGCCAUUCAGGGAUUGCAUUUGCUUGGUUGUGGCGGGGGGCGUCAUGUUGAGGAUUGCCUCGGCUUUGUCGGGGUUGACCUCGACACCCUUUUGGCUGACGAAAUGCCCCAAGAACUUUCCACUAGCCACCCCAAAGGUGCACUUUAGCGGGUUCAGCUUUAGCUUGGAGGUCCUCAGAUUCUCCAAGGUUUCUUUGAGGUCCUCGAGAUGUUUCCCCUUUUCUCGGGACUUUACGAUUACAUCAUCCACGUAAACCUCCAGGUUCCUUCCGAUUUGGGGGGAAAAUAUCUUGUUCAUGGCUCUCUGGUAUGUGGCUCCAGCAUUCAUUAGUCCCAUAGGAACAACCCGGUAGGCGUAGACGGCUCGGUGGGUGAUGAAAGAAGUCUUCGGCUGAUCUUCUUCAGCUAACCUUAUUUGGUUAUAACCCGAGAAAGCAUCCAGGAAACUAAAAAGGCUACAUCCGGCGGUAGCAUCUAUGAGUUGAUCUAUCACCGGGAGAGGGUAGUAAUCCUUGGGAGUAGCCUUAUUAAGAUCAGUAUAAUCGAUACAGACUCUCCAUUUCCCCGUAGACUUCUUCACUAAUACUACAUUGGCUAUCCACUCUGGGAAUUGGAUCUCAUAGAUGAAGUGGGCUUUUAAUAGUUUGCUGAUCUCAGAUUCUAUGGCUUCUUGUCUUUCAGGGGCAAAAUUCCUUCUUUUUUGGAUGACAGGCUUGCACUCGGGUCGGAUGUGUAGUCGAUGUAAAGCAAUCUCUUCAUCCAAACCGGGCAUGUCCUCAGGCCCCCAAGCGAACACGUCGCUGUAGCUUCGCAACAAUUCCACAAGUUUUGAUCUCAGGGGUUCUUCCAGCAGAGAGCCUAUAAGAACUACCCUGGAGGGAUCUUGAUUCAAUAACGGUAUAGCUUCGGUGGGUUCUCCAGGUAUGGCUUUAAUCAUCCGACCCCAACGGCCUUGUUCUUCGGGUUCAAAAGGGCUUCCGGGAAGGCCCUCUAUCGUAAGUACCUUGUCCGCGUCGGAGCGGGUAGCUCUCGGACUACUCCCAGAGUCAUGGCCUUGUUUAGGCUCUCCAUAAUUCUUUCUCUUCUUCGGGUUGGUUUGGGCUAAGCUUAUGGAGGCGGAGUAGCACGAUCUCGAUGCCCAACGAUCCGAGACCAAUUCUCCGGGGCCUUCCCCUGUGGGAAACUUGACUUUCAUGUGGGGGGAUGAGAUAAUUGCUUCAAGAUAGAACAGUGUAGGGCGACCUAUAAUCACAUUGUAGGAUGACGCGAUGUCGAUGAUGUAGUACCUGACGAGAGCGGUUAUUUCUUUUGGGAAAGUCCCAAAAGUGGUGGGUAGCUCGAUGACUCCUUGUAUGGGCACAGCAUUAUUACCGAAGCCGUAGAGAGGGCCUCGGAGAUCCUGUGCAUUCCUUUCUUCGAUACGGUCUUCCAGGAUCAUUCUCCGCAGAGUAUGUUUGAAGAUGAUGUCUGCAGAUGACCCGUUGUCUAUGAGUACUUUCUUGACAUCUUGCCCCGAGAUAUCUAGUUGGACCGUGAGGGGUCCUGAGCAACACUCGUCCCCAGGCGGGUAAUCCUCGUCAGUAAACGUGAUUGGGAUGUUGGGGAACCGGAAAGCAGGGGCAGCUCUGUCUACGUGCAACACUUGCACGAGGCUCCCUGUAGGAAAAUCGCCUCCCGCUAUCAUGUUGACUACGUGUCUCGGGGGCGCCCCUAAAGCCAAUUGAGGGUUAGGGGCAGCCGGUUCAAUCCGGGGGCGCUGCAAAUAGUCUCCCAGCAGGUCCUUUUUGACCAAGGAUUCCAGAAAAUGCUUCAAGGAUAUACACUGAUCGGUGUGGUGACCCACACUAGCGUGGUAAUGACAGUACCUAGACUGGUCUCUUUUGUCUGUUGGGGUUCUCAUGGGCUGUGGGGCUCGGAAGAAGUCCCUUCUCCUGAUUUCCUCCAGAAUGGUGGAAGGGUUCUUUAUGAGGGGGGUAAAGUUUGGUUCUUCCCUUGUGGGACGAAGUGGAGCCCUACGGUCUCGGGGGAAGCCCCCUGGACCCUUCCCCCGAAAAUCCUCCAUUUCUUCGACUAUUAAGGUCUUUUGUCCAGAUCCGGAAGCUUCUCCCCGCGAACUGGGGUAAUAGGCUCGGAUUCUCUCAUCUGUUGCGAUGUAUGAGGAGGCGAUACUGUAAGCCUCGUAUAGAUCCGUAGGCUCUCUGUUGCAUAGUUCUUUGCAGCACUCCUUACAUUCUUCAUAGUUCAUAUUCCGAAUGAAUGAGUCCACCGCAAUAACAGGGCGGAGGUCUCGGACUUUCGAGGCAGCCGUCUUGAACCUUUCGAUGUAGCUACGCAACGACUCGCCUCGAGUCUGCUUCACAUUUUCUAGAGACACCGUAUGCACCGCCUGGGGGAUGUUUAUUCGGAAUUUGGCCAGGAAUACAGUCUUAAACUCUCCCCAGGAAUGGAUGUUCCGCGGGGGUAAACAAGAAAACCAGGUCCUGGCGUAAGCCUUGAAAGUAGAGACGAACAAGCGGCAACAGGUGAUGUCAUUGUAUCGGUGGCAGACCAUCAGGUUCUCAUAAUAGCUUAGAUGGUCGUUGGGAUCAGACGUGCCAUCGUAAGAUUCCAGCCCAGUAAUCUUUACUCCAGCGUUUACCGGGGCGGCCUCUAGGGCUUCGGAAAACGGGGAAACGGCUCCGGUGGGCACCGUGGCGGGUGCUAUCAGAGUCCCCUCCAAUCGGGCUAUCCUAGCGGCUAUGUCAUCUGGAGCGAUUACGGGCCUCUCAGGAUCGUAAGGCAAGUGUUCUGGGGGGGGGGAACAUACCUCCACCGAGCAGGAGAGCGAGAUCUCGGUCUGUCCUCCGGGACCCUUCCCCCUCUUUCGGGCUGAGGCCUUCUGUCAUAGGGACCUCUUCGACUUAUGUCCCUGGACCGUGCGGAACCGUGUGACCCUGAGGAGUGUGAGUCUUCGCGCCUAAGCCUCUCUUGACUGGAGUUUGAACUCUGACGAGAUCGCCUUCCCGGGGGAGUGGGUUCAUCGUAAUAUAGAGGAGAGCCCGGGUGGUAUGAGUCAUAAGGUUCGUCGGGGUAAACAGGCGGAGGGGGACCGCCGUAAUAAUCUCCUGCCAAUUGAGCCGCAAGUCUGUCAACUUGGUCUUGCAUCUGCUGUUGUUGGGCAUAGAGGUGGGAAAGCUGGCUGUGGUCCCAAGAGGGAUGAGAAGAAGUAAAGGACGAUUGGGAGGAGGAAGAGGAACUGUUCGUCCCACUGUCCAUAACUGCGUUUAUCUCGUCUGGUGGUCUGGAUUUUCCAAAGUAAAGGAAAAAGAAAGGAGCGUCUGGUCGUUGUGGUAGGGUGGUGAGUAGUUUUAUCCCCGGCAGCGGCGCCAAAUGAUGGCCGCAGGAUUUCUGUUAUGUUUCCGUAGCCGUCAUAUCUGAGUGAGUGGGUGUGUUUGUGGGUAUUUCUUUUUUUUUUUUUUUUGCCGUUAUCCUUUAAUCGGGUGUCUAUCUCCUCUAUUUAUACUGUUAGAGCUGGGUGCUUAGGAGGGGAUGUAAUCGAGGUGCUGAGCAGGCUACUCUAGGUGCUAGGUUGAUGAGGAGGAGAAGCUACUAUUGGGCAGGUGGAGGUUAUCCCGGGUUUUCGGGGGUGACAAGGCAAGGGGGUGACGACAUGUGUCCAGGUGCUCCAAAGGUGGCGAGCUGGGUGCUUACAAGGCGUUCUGUUGCUCAUUCGAACGGAGCCUUCGGCGCGGGGAAGGGUGUAACCCCUACGGAACGGGCAGACGCUGUUGGGGCCUGUUGGUCUUGCGGGCACCGUAGGGUACCUGCGGUCUAAAACGCUAUCACUGUUUUAUCAAUAUUUAAACUAAUGUUGUAUCACUUUUAGAAUGUGAUUACUAUAUUUUUAUAAUUUCGACGAUAUUACUCCAAAAUACGUGGUUUCGACGGAAUUUGGUUCAAGGUGGGUAUAGUCACACAGUUCAUGUUCAAGAGAACUAUUAAACAGAGAAUUGAUAGAACCCUUACCUUAUUUCUAAUAUUAGUUUGGGUUCUGCAGCAGAACUUACAUGUAUUAUAUUUUAAAAUCAAUAUACUUAUAUAAAAGAGAAGCGAGGGACGUGUAGGUGGCGCCUCUCACAUCGCUCCGUUCUAUUUUUCUAAUUUUCCGGAAUUUUUGAAUGAAAAAUAUCAAAAAAUUAGUUUUAUCUUUUUUAAUUUCGGAUAUAUUAGAAGCAAGUUUCAGAAUCUGAUUUUCUUUCAAAUUUUUUAUGGAAUAUAGUAGUUUGCAAGUUUCAGAAUAUAAUUUUCUUUCAGAUUAUUUAUGGAAUAUAGUAGCUUGAAAGUUUUAAUCUGAUUUUGUUUUUAUAUGAAGGAGAAGCGAGAGACAUGUAGGUGGCGCCUCUCACAUCGCUCCGUUCUAUUUUUCUAAUUUACUGGAAUUUUCGGAUGGAAAAUUAUCAAAAAUUAGAACUACUUUUUUUAGUUUCAGAUAUAUUAAAAUAUGAUUUUGUUUCAGAUUAUUUAUGAAAUAUGACAGCUUGAAAGUUUUAAUCUGAUUUUGUUUCAGAUUAUUUAAUUAUGGGAAAGAGUAGCACACAAGUCUUUCUGCACCCAUAAACACCCUUAUAGGUUGUAGGGUUUUGGAUCAUCUAACCACAAACUACUCUCUCUCAAUACCACAACCCUACCUCUCUCUGGUGAUAGUUUUUUUGCUCGAUUUCUAACUCGGUGGUGCCGUUCUUCUGCAACGAUAAGUGAAGGUUGUUUAUACGGUAUUAUAAAAAUAAAAGUUGUUGCAUGGGAGACUACAAAUCCAGACACGGGAGAAAAAUAUAGUCUUGACAUGAUAUUGAUGGAUGAUAUCAAUAAAUUAACUAUUAGUGAUGUAUAUUUGUUGGUUAUUCUUUUAUAAUAUUUGCUUUGUUCAUCGGACAUGUUUGUUUUUGUUAAUUUUUAUAUGAUUUACUUUGUACACAGGAAAAUAUUAUUCAUGCAUUAUCUGUUUGCUCCGUUUAAGAAACUUUUAAGUGAAGAUUGUUCAUACAGUAUUAUUGUUACAAGCAAAGGUAGUUAUAGACCGCUAUCUCACGGAUUUAAGUUAGAUGUUUUUGUACACAAUCAAUCCAAAAAAAAUAGAGGAAGGUGACAAUGUAAGAACAUAAUUACUUUUUAACAAAAACA
This is a messenger RNA of Daucus carota subsp. sativus, 13050 nucleotides long. RefSeq lists its product as uncharacterized. The transcript has 3 exons. Bases 2462 to 3787 code for a protein of 441 amino acids. Lineage: Eukaryota; Viridiplantae; Streptophyta; Magnoliopsida; Apiales; Apiaceae. The record is from RefSeq and is a predicted model, not a curated record.